This is a messenger RNA of Lachancea thermotolerans CBS 6340, 2973 nucleotides long. RefSeq names its product Nha1p (gene NHA1). Gene Ontology annotation, biological process: intracellular potassium ion homeostasis; regulation of membrane potential; sodium ion export across plasma membrane. The coding region runs from base 1 to 2973 and encodes 990 amino acids. The record is from RefSeq and is a predicted model, not a curated record. Gene Ontology annotation, cellular component: plasma membrane. Gene Ontology annotation, molecular function: sodium:proton antiporter activity. Lineage: Eukaryota; Fungi; Ascomycota; Saccharomycetes; Saccharomycetales; Saccharomycetaceae. The transcript is spliced from 2 exons.
AUGGCCGUUUGGAGUCACCUAGAAGUGACCAAGUCGCAUGUAGCCUACGCGUGCGUCGGAGUGUUCUCGGCGAUUUUUUCGCUGGUGUCGCUUUUCGCAAAGGAGAAAUUAUACAUCGGCGAGUCGACCGUGGCGGUAGUGUUCGGGCUGAUCGUCGGACCGCACUGCCUGGACUGGUUCAACCCGAUCGAAUGGGGAAACACAGACUCGAUCACGCUCGAGAUCACAAGAAUCGUGCUGUGUCUGCAGAUUUUUGCGGUUGCCGUGGAACUGCCCAAGAAGUACAUGCUGAAGCACUGGCUGUCGGUGACGAUGCUGCUGCUGCCGGUGAUGACCGCGGGCUGGCUCAUCCUCGCGCUGUUUGUGUGGAUUGUUAUCCCACACGUGAGCUUCCCCGAGGCACUGCUGGUGGCGUCGUGCGUCACGGCGACGGAUCCGAUCCUGGCGCAAUCUGUGGUAUCCGGUAAGUUUGCGCAGCGUGUCCCCGGCCACUUGAGAAACCUGCUUACCGCGGAAAGUGGCUGCAACGACGGUAUGGCGUUCCCCUUCAUCUAUCUCUCCUUGAACCUUCUGUUUCACAGCGGGCACGGCGGGGAGAUUGUCAAAGACUGGAUCUGCGUCACCAUACUUUACGAGUGUCUCUUCGGAUGCAUAUUGGGCGCGUUCAUCGGGUACACCGGGCGAAGAGCAAUCAAAUUCGCGGAAGAGAAAAAGCUGAUAGAUCGUGAGUCGUUUCUGGCCUUCUAUGUGGUGCUGGCCUUCAUCUGUGCCGGUUUUGGCUCCAUGUUGAGUGUUGACGACUUGCUAGUUUCUUUCGCGGCAGGAACAGCCUUCGCGUGGGACGGAUGGUUCUCCAAGAAAACGAAGGAAAGUGAGAUUUCGACUAUUAUAGAUUUACUUUUGAAUCUCGCUUACUUUGUGUACUUUGGCGCCAUUAUCCCAUGGCAGCAAUUUAACGAUCCAGAGAUUGGCACUAACGCAUGGAGAUUGGUUAUCCUCGCUAUCGUGGUAAUCGUACUCCGUAGAAUCCCAGCUGUUCUGGCUUUCAAAGCCUUUAUUCCAGACAUUAAAUCAUGGAGAGAGGCUUUAUUCGUGGGUCACUUUGGUCCUAUUGGUGUCGGUGCCGUGUUUGCCGCUAUCUUGGCACGUUCUGAACUUGAAGGGCAUGCGACAGGCGAAGAAACGCCGCUCAAGCAAUUGCCGGAGAAAGGCUCUGAAUAUUGGAGGCUGAUUGCAUUGAUAUGGCCUAUGACUUGCUUCUUCAUUGUUGUUUCCAUUAUUGUGCACGGAUCUUCCGUUGCCGUCAUAACACUGGGUCGUCAUUUGAACACCAUAACUUUGACGAAAUCAUUCACCACACAUACCACUAAUGGCAAAGGCAACUCAUGGAUGCAAAGACUGCCCUCGCUGGAUAAAUCCGGACGUUCAUUUUCUUUGCAGAGAAUCGAUACCAAGGCUUCACCAGAAACUCUUGCACGCCAAGAAACUGUCGAGACUAGUGGCGUGCCUGCUAAACCUGCAGGAGGCAUGAAGAGAAAGCGGAGAAAGCUGAGAAACAGAAUAAAGAAAGAUUUGUUUAGGUCACGCACCAACAAUGGAGGAAACGGCGAGGACUCUGAAAACCUGGAUAGUGAGCGGCUACAGCGCGAGAAGGAAGCCCAAGCCGCCGCUUUUGCUCUAAGCGCCGAACUCCAUCACGACGAUGAUGCAUCAGAUGCUACAGACAUAGACGCAGAGGCCACUGGGACGGAUGCCGAGACCGAAGAAGGCACCAUCGAGGAACCACUCGAGUUGGUUGAUGUUAUGGACCCCUCGGAGGCUUCUCAUACCAUCAAUCGCCUUGAUGCUAUUUCUCAUGGUGAAAAGGUUGACACAGAAUCACUUGGCCACCAGUCACAAAAAAGCAAACCAGAGCCAAGCCCGAGCAACUCAUUGGAAGGUCAGUCACCCAACCAGGGCACGACUACUACCUCAUCCUCCAACUUUGACGAAGAAAAACUUGACAGGGAGUCGCAAGCAGCGUCUGCGGCAUCCAUGGACAGCUACGCUCGCGACUUGGAGAAAUUGAGAAAAGACAUGGAAGCUAAGAGAGAUGAAGAGGAGGGGGCUGUUGCCUAUACAGAGGGCAACAAGAUCAUUGUCGAAAAUAAGGACGGUGAAAUUAUAGAUCAGGCAGAGCUGAACCGUAAGCCAAGGGACGAAGAAGAGGGCCCUGACAGCACUACACCUCAAGACCGCAAAAGCCGCUCUCGUUCUUACAGUAUCAAUUCGCUGAAGAGAGCGCUCACACCUCCACGCAUGAGGAGACAAACGCUUGUCGAUGAGCAAGCUAAUAAGAGAUACUUUGCAUACAAAAUUGAUGACCAACUAAUCAUUGAAAAUGAUGACGGUGACGUUUUGAGAAGAUAUAAAAUCAAUCCACAUGCAGAAGCCGGCGCGAAGCCAGCGCCCAAGCGUAAGCCUACGGGUGUAGUAGCAAAGGCACUCUCUGCAGUUGGCCUUUCUAAGGGCUCUAGCCGUGCCCCUUCAGAAAACACAAGUGGUAGCUCAGCACAGGGCGAUGUAGCCCAGCCGCAAAGCUCUGUUGCCAAGAUCCGCGACCGCCGUCUCACUCCAGUUCCAACCUCCGGUGCUAUGGACGUGGGCUCAUCUGAAGAUGAGGAAGAAGAGAGCGAAGAAGAUGGCAGCUCAGACGAAGAAUCUGAAAGAGCCAUAGACGAUGAACCUGAAAGCGCUAGCGAUUAUGACGGCUCCGAGGACGGAUCUUAUACUGACGAAGGAUUCAGCGAUGAGGAGCCCGAAACCGCUAUUGAAAGGGCAAGAAGAUUAACGGCACUUGGUCACGUGUCAGCGCCAAGACGUGAAGAUGAUGAAGAGUUUGUUCCUGGAAACAGAGAAACGCAGAAUGCCGAGAGCAGUGGACCAUCUAACAAAGUCAAAAGCGCUUUGUCGCGCCCCUUCCGCAAACAAUAA